UAGUAGAUAUUUGCCUUAAUAUGUAUCGAUAUACGAAAAAAUUACCCAAGCGUUACAUAUGUUUAGAUGGAUUCAAAAUAUAGUAUGGGGAACUGAAGAUGGAGCAGGUCCAGAUAGAGAUGAACUCGAGCUAGGGCACCAUACACACUAUGAGUUAGCUAAACUAAAUCAGGAUCUUGACGCUAAUAGAAAGGAAAUCACACGUUGUCAGACUGAACUUGCUCGCACACGCGCUAUGAUUGUGCGCCUGUUGGAGGAAACUGAAGCAAUUCUCAUUGAAAGCUACGACUCACUUCUACAGAAUCGUGGAAAUUUAGAGGUAUCUGGAGAAAGGGAUGAUGGAUGCGAAACAGCAGAAUCAAGGUUCAUGUGCUCACUAGAUGAUGAACCCUUAGAAAAGGAGCGUUACGAAGUCCGUCAACAGGCAAAUAUGUAUAUGGAAACUCUCUACAAUGUUGCGGACGAGUUGUCAAAUCGCAUUUUUAUAUUAGAGAUGCAGGUGCUCUGUCAGAAAGCUGAGCGCGAUUCCUUGAUUCUUCAACUUCAGGGUAACAACAUGGAACUGGAACCUAUGCCACCUGAAGACCAGCCCCCCUCAUCUAUUGUAAUUGAUACGAGAGAAAAAUGGAAUGCUUCCCUUUAAUUAAAAAAAAUGAAAAACAAACAAACGAGACACAACAUUGUAAACUGAAAUAACUCGUUUAAUAGACUUUCGUUUUUUUAUUACUUUUCACUGAGCAUUUGUCCUCGAUUAUACGCCUAAUAAUGAUACCUUAUGCCUAUUUUAAAAAAUUUGCGCUACAAAAAAACACCUAUUUUAUUAUUGUCAGCCACUUCGUGUGGCCUUAUGAAUCGACAAAGAUCAUAAAUCUUCAAAAAAAAAAACGAAUCGAUAUGUCAAUGAUCUGGGAUCUCAAACCAAUAAUAAAUAUCACUCUUGGAAGUGAAGUUCCGCGCAGGGCCCUUGAACUACCCUGUUAGUACUUACAAGUCGACACCACAGAAUUUCAAAGUGUAGCUAUCGAAGUAGCUCGAAGAGAUGGCGUCGAUCAAGUAUUACAUGACAAAAAAAAUCUACCGCAUUUAAUACACCAAAAUGAAAAAGGGAAGAUGUGCAACUUUUAGUUUGGGGGAA
Phytomonas sp. Hart1 is the source of this 1135-nucleotide messenger RNA. The record is from the annotation of a GenBank genome assembly. NCBI's taxonomy places the organism in Eukaryota, Euglenozoa, Kinetoplastea, Trypanosomatida, Trypanosomatidae.